GAGUCAGUCGCUUCGGAACCGGAAGUCGCGAAGUAAAAAAACAUAUAUAUAUAUUUUUUUUUAAACGAAUGCCGUAUUUUCUACAGGAAAUACCGUCCGCUGUCGAGAACAUUUGUGAAGGGCUGCCAUUUUACCGACCUUACGCAGCACCAAUGAAUCAUGGGGGUCAAAGUGGUCCAGCUCACCUCUAGGUUCUACCAUGAACACAUCCUGUCCUCUCUGGACCAGCUGAGGCUGCAGGGACAGCUGAACGACGUGACGGUGCAGGUGGACUACCAGGGAGACGUGCAGGAGUUUCAGGCCCAUCAGCUGAUGCUGGUGGCGUCCAGCGGCUACUUCAAGAAGAUCCUCCUCUCUCAGGAUGCCGCCCGAGACAAAGUGCUACUCUCCAACAUGCACUCCAGCGAUUUCUCCAAGUUUUUGGAAUUCGUGUACACCGGUAAGGUCGAAGUUGUCCGAGACAAGGUCGGCGACGUCCAAGCGGUCGCGCAACUCUUGGACUGCGAGGAUCUGGCCGAUGUGUGCGGCGAGGCCAUGAGUGCCGGAAUCCUACAAAGAACUACAAAGAGAAAACCCGCAUCAAAAGUCGCCGUUAAAGGCGACUUGCUUGGUGCCAAGAACGAAAUUAGGACCCGAGGGAAGAACCGGCCCAAAGGCGUCGCUCUGAAGCGGCCGCUCUCUCCGCAGAGCUCUGAGAAAGAAGUGAUUCCCAAAAGAUUAAACGCGAAGAACACAGCGGAGGAUGAAAAACGACAGGGACGGAUCCUAAAACUGAGGCUGGCUGGCCGCAAAGUCCUACAGAGGCGUUUAAGUACUAAAACGGAGGGUAACCAUGACGACAAAGACGGCGUUGCCAAUGACGACGCAGACGAGACCGAGGACAGGACGGACGGCGAGGCUCUGGCAGAGAAACGACGCGUGUCUUCGUUUGGAAGGCCGAUCUCUGAUGUAGAUUGGGAAUGCGAGGAAGAUGGGCAGAGUAGUGAUCCCGAAGACUCCUUGUUGUUAUCUCUGGGGGAGGAAGAGGAAGAAGAAGAAGAAGAAGAGGAAGAAGAGGAAGAGGAGGAAGGACAGUCCAAGAAGAAACUAAAAAGUACCUCCAAGGCCCAGUUCCAGUGUAACAAGUGCCAAAGGACCUUCCACUACGAGAGAAGCUACUUGAAGCACAUCAGUACGUACCACGGCGUGAAGGCAGACGUCGUCUAUCGCUGUGAGACCUGCCAGCAGACCUUCGCCAACCGCAGCAAUCUGAAGAUCCACGAGAAGCACGUCCACAGCAGCGAGAGGCUGUUCGCCUGCGAAGCCUGUGGGAAGACCUUCAAGCGGAAGAAGGACGUCGUUCGCCAUCAAAGACAGGUACAUGAACGCAACAACGUGCGACACGUCUGCCCCGACUGCGGGAAGGCGCUCAGCUCCAGAACGGCCCUGCUGCUGCACGAGAGGACGCACACGGGGGCGAAGCCCUUCGAGUGCACCGACUGCGGGUCCAGAUUCUCCCAGAACUCUGCCCUCAAGAUGCACCGCAGGACUCACACGGGAGAGAAGCCGUUUGCAUGCGACGAGUGCGAAGCCCGCUUCACCCAGAAGCACAUGUUGGCUUAUCAUAAGCGAUCGCACACGGGUGAGAAGCCCUUCAUGUGUGAGGCCUGCGGGAAAAGCUUUGCAUCUAAAGAAUACCUGAGGCACCACUCGAACAUCCACACCGGGUCCAAGCCGUACAAGUGCGAACAGUGCGGCCGGGGCUUCGCUCAGAGGAACUCCCUCCACCAGCAUUUAAAGACACACACAGGCGAGCGCCCGUACAGCUGUAAAGACUGCGAAAAGCAGUUCACGCAGCUCAACGCCCUCCAGAGGCACCAGCGCAUCCACACGGGAGAGAAGCCAUACAUGUGCGGUCUCUGUAGACGCACCUUUACAGACAAGUCCACCCUGCGCAGGCACACUAUGAUUCACGACUCAGACGCUCCUUGGAAAACGUACCUCGUGGUGCUGGAGGGAAAUGUGGAAGACAAGAAACCCAAAACUCCCAACAAGGGAAAGCCGGACAAAGCGGGAGGAAAGGAGAAAAAGACCACGCCAAGAAAAGAUGCUGCCGGUACCGAUACCGGUCCUGCCGACGGCCACGAUAAAACCCCCACUGACUCCUUCGUGGCGCCGUCUGAACCGGUCACCCUCCCGCCUGAAUGGACCAGUCAGGGGACCAUUGCCCUGGUCAGCCAAGGCGGCCCCGGCGGGAUCACCAUCUUCCACACCGAGGUGGCCCCGGGGGUCCAGAUCCAGCCCAUCGGGACCGCCGACGGCUCGGGGGCCGGCGUCAUUUCCUUGGACGGAUUGGCCGUCCCGGUCCCCUUCUCGAUACCGGUGGUGUCCGUGGCUCGCGCGUUGCCGUCGGUCUCCGAGAUCCGGAGCGUUUCCACGUCGUCGGUCCUGGAAGCCGCCGCCUCGCAGACCAUUUUGGCUCCGCCUCCAGAGACUGAGGGCGCCUCCGAGGAGGCCGCGCUGCAGCCCGAUAUUCAGAUUCAGACUGUGAUCGUCGGCGACAACGGCGUUUGUGGAACGGAACAAACGGCUGCCGUCACGAGUGACGACGCCGUGUAGAACAAUGCACGUGAACGGAGAGAUCAUUUAAUCUGCCAUCAGCAGCGUGUGAAUGCGUUUGGAAUCCCUUAAAUCUUGUGCUGAAACUAAAAUACGAUUAUGGGAUGGGUGGGAUUAAUUAAAUCAGGUCUUCAAAAUCCCAUUGAACACAAAUGUUAAUUUAUGACCGAUGAUUGCCAAACAUCACAUCGGGUUCGUUGCAUUUUACCAAUCAAAUUAAUAUUAGACAUGUUUUGGAUUUGAUGCCAUUCGCCACCCAAAGCGGUAUCGGCCAAUCAAAUGGUCACGUUUUAAGUGUCGGGCAGAUCGAUCAGCGGCCAAUGACAAGCCGAGGAGCGAAAUGGAUCAAUAAAAGAACACAAGAGUUUUGAUUAUGCAAUAUUGUAUCUUGUGGUAAUACAUUCAAACUUAAAAUGGAUGUCAUACAUUUAAAUGUAAGUGGCGGAAAAUUUAAAAGACGUAUUAUUCAA
Molecule: messenger RNA, 3068 nt
Organism: Cyclopterus lumpus (lumpfish)
Lineage: Eukaryota; Metazoa; Chordata; Actinopteri; Perciformes; Cyclopteridae
Gene: gzf1
Product: GDNF-inducible zinc finger protein 1
Exons: 8
Coding region: 160-2598 (812 amino acids)
Biological process (GO): regulation of transcription by RNA polymerase II
Molecular function (GO): DNA-binding transcription factor activity; RNA polymerase II cis-regulatory region sequence-specific DNA binding; protein binding
Source: RefSeq, a predicted model, not a curated record